Tilletiaria anomala UBC 951 is the source of this 606-nucleotide messenger RNA. Its product is annotated as defender against death DAD protein. Gene Ontology annotation, biological process: protein N-linked glycosylation. NCBI's taxonomy places the organism in Eukaryota, Fungi, Basidiomycota, Exobasidiomycetes, Georgefischeriales, Tilletiariaceae. Gene Ontology annotation, cellular component: oligosaccharyltransferase complex; membrane. The record is from RefSeq and is a predicted model, not a curated record. The transcript has 5 exons. Bases 211 to 582 code for a protein of 123 amino acids.
UGCUACCCUUCUGAACGCCGCUCUCGCCAUGUUGGUGGCCCAUAUUUCGUAGAGUAAGAGAUCUCUCCAUAGCAACGCACUGAAAGGUGAAAAGCCUCGCUGCUGUAGAAGCGCAGACUCAACCGCCACGACAGCAUCGUCGCGCAACAGCUAGUCAAACCACACUCUCAUCGUGUCUUUACUGGAUCUGGAUAGCGGUGACAUAGCACGAUGUCUUCAAAAGCACCGCCACGAACUAGCUCCUCGAGCAACAAGCAAAAUCCACUGCAGACGCUGCUCGAGGCAUAUUCGCAAGACACGCCGCUGAAGCUCAAGAUGAUCGACGCCUUCCUUGUAUUCCUCAUUCUUUCGGGCGUCAUGCAGUUCGCGUAUGCAAUUCUCGUCACCAGCUUCCCAUUCAACAGCUUCAUCGCAGGGUUCGCAUCGACUGUUGGGCAAUUCGUCUUGGCCGCCUCAUUACGGAUACAGGCGAACCCAGAGAAUGGGAAGACAUUCACAAAGAUAUCACCAGAACGCGCCUUCGGAGACUUUCUAUUCAGCUCUGUCAUUCUCCACUUUUUUGUAGUCAACUUCUUAGGGUGAAUGGAGCAUCGAGCCCAAUCUGAA